Lachancea thermotolerans CBS 6340 is the source of this 759-nucleotide messenger RNA. RefSeq names its product Zps1p (gene ZPS1). Gene Ontology annotation, cellular component: extracellular region; cell surface; fungal-type cell wall. NCBI's taxonomy places the organism in Eukaryota, Fungi, Ascomycota, Saccharomycetes, Saccharomycetales, Saccharomycetaceae. Gene Ontology annotation, molecular function: integrin binding; metallopeptidase activity; zinc ion binding. Bases 1 to 759 code for a protein of 252 amino acids. The record is from RefSeq and is a predicted model, not a curated record. The transcript has a single exon.
AUGUUCGAAAACUUCAAAGUAAUGAAGAUAACCAAUUUAUUAUCGUGCACAAGUCUACUGGCGGCUAUAUCAUUAUCAGCUCCGGUCGAAUAUAGUAGCAAUGCAACCAUAAGCUCUUAUGUUGAGUAUAAUAGCGAUAUUCCAGGCUGGGCCAGACCGACAUUUCCUGAACUUUAUCAAACAUGCAACAGUACCAAAAGACGUAUUCUUCAAAGCUUCAUAGAAGACUCUUUGGAAGUUUCAGCGUAUGCCAAAGAUAGAUUGCUAAAUUAUGGAGCAGAAGACGUGUUUUUUCAAAGGUGGUUCGGUAAUGGCAGCAUUAUAACUGUUCUCGGGACACUUGAUCAUUUAGUUGAAGCUUCGAAAGCGGGGUUUGUGUUUAGAUGUGAUGAUAUCGACGGCCUGUGCUUAAAGAAUCCAACGACUUACCCAGGCUAUCAUCGCCAGACUGCUGAUAAAGAAACAGUCAUUUGCGACUUGUUUUUCCAGUCCAAAAAACCGUUAGUCAAUAUAUGUUAUGAAGGGGCGAUUAAAGAUGUGGGCCCAAAACAUUAUGCAGGUGUUGAUAUCUUGCACAGGUACCUACACAUUUCUUCUAUGAACAUGAAUGGUUUUAUUGGCGAGUUCGUGGAGGAGUUCGAUGACCUCGCUGAGUUUGCUAGUGGCAACUCAACAUUUGCAGUGAGAAACGUUGAUAGCUAUUUGUAUUACAUGGCCGACGUUUAUAGCUCUUCUGUAGUUCCUGGGGGCUGCUUGUGA